Messenger RNA from Mesorhabditis belari, 2826 nucleotides. The record is from the annotation of a GenBank genome assembly. Lineage: Eukaryota; Metazoa; Nematoda; Chromadorea; Rhabditida; Rhabditidae.
AUGCCUCCAUUGGAUUCAGAGAAAUUUCUUUAUUUCACACUAUUUUUAAUUCAAAUUCAAAUUCCUUCUAUUCAUGCGGGAACUUCAUUGAGAGCGAAAUGUGCUCUUGAAUGCUAUGAUCGAUGUAUGCAAACGGGAACGGCGAUUCCCAUGCAGUGCAAUUGCCCGGUUCAGCAUUCAUUCAGGACGUGUACUUCGGUCAACAAUCGGCUUUUAAAUGCUGACGUGCCAACACUGAUACCAACAGCCGUUGUCGAUUACCUCGAUGCGCACACAAUCAAAAUAAAUUUGGAGCAAGUUGAAGGCGCUUUUGUGUACGUUUUUGAGUUUGCCACUGUGGGCAGUGGAGAACCAGAGGAUUGGAUGUUUGCUGUGGCCUCGCCCAGUCCCUCGGUAAAGUUCACCGUCGGCGACCCUUGUCGAGACUAUCAGUUUCGAGUAAUCGUCUUGAUGAGAUCAACGAAUCCCGCGGAUCCAUUCGUUCUGCUUCGACCGCGUGUCAUUCCAAGACGACUACCACCAUUUGCCAUUGAUCCAAACAUGAUUACGGUCGAUGAGCCGACGCCGAGUGUCGCAAUGGAAACUUUGAAAAUCCUUGUGAAAUGGACUGUACCGCCCGGUUUUGAUGAUUCGGAUAUUUAUGGAUACGAAUCACCAGCAGUCUACCCCAUUCAGUGUAAGACACCUGAAGACGAGUUGCCCAUUCCUAGGAUUGAAAUCCUUCCUGGCGGCGGUCAAUUGGUCGUUAUGUUACCAGCUUCGAUUUUAGAAGCAAGAUGUCGUCUAUGGGUUGAGGUUCGAAUGCUGCCCCGUUGCGCUCGACUUCAACCAUUCUUAAUCCAAAAAUCUCUCGAACUUGAUUGCGAGAAGAGUCCGAACAUUGAAGUGUGUAAACGAGAUGCUCAACCCGUUUGCACAUCGGUGAUCGACGUUUGGGGUUCGGAUGGGAAAGCGACGAUCAUGUGGGCUCCACCAGAUCAGCGAUCACCCCUUUACUACCAUGUGCGAUAUGGACCGGCUCAAAUGCAGGGCAUCCCACCAGUCGUUUCAUGGCAAAUCGUACAAAAACGGGAUGUGAAAGUGCAAGGAGGCGUCAAAUCGUUUACCCUAGAUCUCUCAGAAGAUACGGAUUACGGUGUACAGGUUUGCGCAAUCUACUCAUCGCAUCGACAGCGAGCCAAAUUGGGUGUUGUCCCGGUCACCCCGUUCAUUUGCUCGAGCUGUUCGAAUACUCCUAUGCACAGUAUGGGGCGUUGUGGAGAGUGCACAAAAAUCGAAAUCUCGAACAUCACUGUUGGAAAUCCAAAAAUCGACGAUUCAACUACAACAACCACUUCCACAAUGAAAAGUGCACUAAAUAAAGUUCUCGAGAUUAAAAAGAUCAAUUCUAUGCAGAAAUCAAAAUCACAAACGGUUCUCCGAAUGGAAGCCGAUUUGAUCGUUCAUGAGAAGAAUAAAAAAGUUGAAGACAUUCGAAAAGUGGAGAAUGAUUUACCCAAGAAGAAUUCAGUGGCUAAAAACAUGGGCACACAUGUAGCUGAAGUUAAAAAUGUAAAUGUUGAACAAUCGAUCGAAAAAGGCGGUUUAUUAGCAAAUUCUGAUAUUGGAGAGGGUCUCAAUUGGGGCUGGGAAGCUAUUCAAAAAUUAGAAUCACACUCAGCCGAUCGGGAAUCAGCUAAAACUCAUUUAAAACUUAAGAAACCAAUACCUUCCAUUACACAUGCUAUUUUCACCCAUGAGAUUCGACGGCUGAAAAACGAUCCACUGAAUAUGGUGAUCAAGAAAGUGCAGACAACUGAAGAAGCUCCGUCUACUAGUACACUAUCAAGCACUACGACAAGUAAUACAAUCACCACUACGAUCAGCCCUUCCACAGUCCCUCCAACCUCUUUGGAGUUGAAAGUUGGUGGAGUGAGAACACUGGCCAGUCCGGAUGAGCGUUUAUUCCCUCUACCCGGUUUUGCCUUUGCUGACAGUCCACUUGCAAAACGUUUUGAUAAUCCGUUAAAUGUUCGGAAGUCAGUAGGUCCAUGUCUACCUAGAGCCAAUAUUAAUGCCACUUGGGAUCCGGAGACACAAACUGUACAAGUGAAAAGUCGUGAAAUCAGAACUCAAUUGGCACGAAUUGAUGAUAAAGAUGGGCUUUUUAUCGAGUUUGGUCCCGUUCAAGCAACAAUUACUCAAUUGACUCCAAACCACACAUUGGAGAGGUGGACGUUCGUGAAUGUGAAGGGAACUCGGCAAAAGAUGGUCGUGCCCAUUCAGAAAAUCCUCGAAUCGCAAAUCUUUGCCUUGGAGCCGUUCGUCUUUCAAGUGAAUCAAUCGAUCAAAGAGACAAGCGGGAAAUACGGUCUAAAGAUUUGUCCAUACAAAACAAGAGAGAUCCAAAAUCCUUACACACAUAAUUGGAAUUUGAAACAACAGCAAGAGAACAACGGGAAUGUUCAGGACAGUCAAGUGAGCCCAUUAUUCUUCCAAAGCAAUCCUUUACUGAAUGGAGAAAUUUAUCGAUCUCCUGAAAGCUAUUGGAAUGUUGUCUUCACAAUUGGCAAAAUUGCACUAUUAAUAGUUUUGGUGCUAAUCAUGAGCAUUUUGGUUUAUCUGAACUGCACAAAGUUGAAAAUUCUCUACGAUCGCAAAAGGACGCACUACUUUCGACCGUUUUACGUUGAUCCAGUCCAUGUGACAACGGUUACAAGAACAUAUGGAGUUGAACCCCUUCAUGACACCACUUCAAUAUCAAAUCCAGCAAUGACACCAAGCCGCUCAUUUUCCACUCAACCAAGCGGAGCACAGCUUUACGCCAAAAGAAGACAUAUUCAGAUU